Messenger RNA from Ailuropoda melanoleuca (giant panda), 1662 nucleotides. RefSeq names its product dynein regulatory complex subunit 4 (gene DRC4). Gene Ontology annotation, molecular function: small GTPase binding; microtubule binding. The record is from RefSeq and is a predicted model, not a curated record. Gene Ontology annotation, biological process: flagellated sperm motility. Gene Ontology annotation, cellular component: motile cilium; Golgi apparatus; microtubule. The transcript is spliced from 11 exons. NCBI's taxonomy places the organism in Eukaryota, Metazoa, Chordata, Mammalia, Carnivora, Ursidae. Bases 122 to 1558 code for a protein of 478 amino acids.
UCUCGCGAGGAUUCUCGAGACUUCGCGCGGGACCGCCCAUCGGUUGCCGGGAGACGGCGCUGCUGCCGCCGGGCAGGAGCAGUCUGUCUGCAGGCCGCGGCGGGUCUCGACCACCAGAGCCAUGGCGCCCAAGAAGAAAGGGAAGAAAGGGAAAACGAAAGGUACCCCGAUUGUUGACGGGCUUGCUCCGGAGGACAUGAGCAAGGAGCAGAUGGAAGAGCAUGUCAACCGCAUCCGUGAGGAGCUGGACCGGGAACGCGAGGAACGUAACUACUUCCAGCUGGAGCGGGACAAGAUCCACACCUUCUGGGAGAUCACGCGGAGGCAGCUGGAGGAGAAGAAGGCUGAGCUGCGGAACAAAGACCGGGAGAUGGAGGAGGCUGAGGAGAGGCACCAGGUUGAGAUCAAGGUCUACAAGCAGAAGGUGAAACACCUGCUGUAUGAGCAUCAGAACAACUUGACCGAGGUGAAGGCCGAGGGCACCGUGGUCAUGAAGCUGGCACAGAAGGACCAUUGCACCCAGGAGGGCGCACUGCGCAAGGAUCUGCGGGCACUGAAGGUGGAACUCAAGGAGCAGGAGUUGGCCAACGAAGUGUUGGUGAAGAGCCUACGUCUGAAGCACACCGAGGAGAUCACCAGGAUGCGGAACGACUUUGAGAGGCAAGUGCGAGAAAUCGAGGCCAAGUAUGAAAAGAAGAUGCAGACGCUCAGAGACGAGCUUGAGCUGCGGAGGAAGACCGAGAUCCACGAGGUGGAGGAGAGGAAGAACGGCCAGAUCAACGUGCUGAUGCAACGCCACGAGGAGGCCUUUACAGACAUCAGGAACUACUACAACGACAUCACCCUCAACAACCUGGCCCUCAUCAACUCCCUCAAGGAGCAGAUGGAGGACAUGCGCAGGAAGGAGGACCACCUGGAGAAGGAGAUGAUGGAGGUGUCCGUGCAGAACAAGCGCCUGGCAGACCCGCUCCAGAAGGCUCGGGACGACAUGAGCGAGAUGCACAGGAAGGUCGGCAACUAUGAGAGGGACAAGCAGAUCUUGCUGUGCACAAAAGCACGUUUGAAGGUCACCGAGAAGGAGCUGAAGGGCCUGCGGUGGGAGCACGAGGUGCUCGAGCAGCGCUUCCUCAAGGUGCAGCAGGAGCGGGACGAGCUGUACAGGAAGUUCACCGCGGCCAUCCUGGAGGUGCAGCAGAAGGUGGGUUUGAAGAACCUGGUUCUGGAGCGGAAGCUGCAGGCACUGAGCGCUGCCGUGGAGAAGAAGGACGUGCAGUUCAAUGAGGUGCUGGCGGCCUCCAGCCUGGACCCUGCGGCGCUGACCCUUGUGUCCCGCAGACUGGAGGACGUUCUGGAAUCGAAGAACAACAGUAUCAAGGACUUGCAGUAUGAGCUGGCCCGGGUCUGCAAGGCCCACAACGACCUGCUGCGCACCUAUGAGGCGAAGCUCCUGGCCUUUGGGAUCCCUCUGGACAACGUAGGCUUCAAGCCUCUGGAGACGGCUGUGAUCGGGCAGACGCUGGGCCAGGGCCCCGCGGGACUUGUGGGCACCCCAACGUAGUGCUCACCCGGGACUGCUCCCUGGAUGACCUUCCCUUUUACCAAGGACAGGAGCUGUUUGUUUUUUAGAUUUGUAUCAUCUGCAAAUGAAGGUUUUCUACAUUU